GAGAAACGAGUGAGGAAACAGUUCUAAGACAAUUGAAUUUUAGGCACAGAAAUAUUGUUGAAGGUACUGGAGUGUAUGAUCCUAAGUGUGAAUAUUUUCCUUGUGAACUGCUUGAAUACACAAUAUGGACACAGUGCUGAAUGCCCAUUGACUUGUUUACUUUCCCCAACCUUCUUUUCUUUUUCAAAAGGUGUCCAAGGUACAUAGAACCACAAAAUCUAACAAGGGUUUCAGAAUUCUUCCUCACGGGACUCUCAGAUGAUCUAGAACUGCAGCCCCUCCUUUUUGGGCUGUUCCUGUCUAUGUACCUGGUCAGCGUACUCGGGAACCUGCUCAUCGUCCUGGCUGUCAGCUCUGACCCCCACCUCCACACCCCCAUGUACUUUUUCCUCUCCAACCUGUCAUUGGCUGACAUCGGUUUCACCUCUACUACCAUCCCCAAGAUGAUUGUGGACAUCCAAACUCAGAGCAGAGUCAUCUCGUAUGUGGGCUGCCUGACUCAGAUGUCUUUUUUUAUGCUUUUUGGAUGUUUGGAUAGUCUCCUCCUGGCUGCAACGGCAUAUGACCGGUUUGUGGCAAUCUGUCACCCCCUGCGCUACUUGGUCAUCAUGAACCCUCGCCUCUGUGGCUUGUUGGUUUUGGCAUCACUUUUCAUCAGCGUUUUGGUCUCCCAGAUGCACAAUUCGAUCGUGUUACAACUUACCUACUUCAAGGAUGUGGAAAUUUCUCAUUUCUUCUGUGACCCUUCUCAACUCCUCAACCUUGCCUGCUCUGACUUCACCAAUAACGUAGUCAUGUAUUUUGUUGGUGCCAUCUCUGGCUUUCUCCCUAUCUCAGGGAUCUUUUUCUCUUACUAUAAAAUUGUUUCUUCCAUUUUGAGAAUCCCAUCAACAGGUGGGAAGUACAAAGCCUUCUCCACCUGUGGCUCUCACCUGUCAGUUGUUUGCUUAUUUUAUGGAACAGGACUCGGGGUGUAUCUCAGUUCGGCUGUGUCAACUUCUCCCAGGAAGGGUGCAGUGGCCUCGGUGGUGUAUACUGUGGUCACUCCCAUGUUGAACCCUUUCAUCUACAGCCUGAGGAACAGGGACAUCCAAAGGGCCAUGCAGAGGCUCCUCAGCAAAAUAAUCUAA
Messenger RNA from Panthera uncia (snow leopard), 1130 nucleotides. RefSeq names its product putative gustatory receptor clone PTE01. Gene Ontology annotation, cellular component: membrane. Gene Ontology annotation, molecular function: G protein-coupled receptor activity; olfactory receptor activity. Gene Ontology annotation, biological process: G protein-coupled receptor signaling pathway. Lineage: Eukaryota; Metazoa; Chordata; Mammalia; Carnivora; Felidae. The record is from RefSeq and is a predicted model, not a curated record.